UGUAAAGCUCUAAAUUAUUAUGCUGAUGGAUAUAGAUCUAACACACUCUACUGAUAACGAAUCGAUCAUACCAAAUCAAGUUAAAUUUGGAAUAUCGAGCUUGCCAGGAAUUAAACCCACAAUUGGAGUUUUUGCAUCAGAUUGGAUUAAAGAAGGAACAGAAAUGGGUCCAUAUCCUGGUUCAAUAAAACCUUUAUCACAGAUGAAAGAAACUAAUGACUUAGCUUGGGAAUUAUUCAUGUCAACCGGCGACGUUCAUCGCGUAAUUGAAGUAAAUGCUCAAAAUCCAUCUUGGAUGAUUCAUGUUCAGUGUGCAAGACACGAGCAAGAACAAAAUUUGGAGACGUUUCAAGUCGGUGAAGCUAUUUAUUACAGAACUACAACGCGAAUUCAUCCUGGACAAGAAUUAUUGGUGUGGUAUGGAAGUGAUAUUAAUCAAUACAUGGGCGUACCUGAGAUGAGUUAUCCAGGAUUCGAUAGGAAAGAAAGACAGCAAAUUGAAGGAACCACCAGACAUUCCAAUAUACCCUCGUCCAACGGAAGAUUGAAGUGCGUCGUCUGUAGUCGUGGUUUCAAUUCUCGCAGUAACUUAAGAUCUCAUAUGAGGAUACAUACAAUGGAAAGGCCUUUUGUAUGUGAAUAUUGCUCAAGAAGUUUCAGCCAAUCUUCAACGCUUAGAAAUCACUUACGAUUGCAUACGGGAGAGAAACCGUAUAAAUGUCACAUGUGCAGAAGUGCAUAUUCGCAAUUAGCGGGUCUAAGGGCGCAUCAAAAAAGUUCUCGUCACAAACCUUCGUCCACUUCUCAAGGAUCAUCGCAUGCUGAAGACUGAGAAUCUCUAUUCAAAUAUUUGUAGAAUAUAAAAUUAUAUUGUCUAAAUUAAA
Messenger RNA from Centruroides sculpturatus (bark scorpion), 884 nucleotides. Its product is annotated as PR domain zinc finger protein 12-like. Lineage: Eukaryota; Metazoa; Arthropoda; Arachnida; Scorpiones; Buthidae. The record is from RefSeq and is a predicted model, not a curated record. Gene Ontology annotation, molecular function: protein binding. The transcript has 6 exons. Gene Ontology annotation, biological process: neurogenesis. The coding region runs from base 20 to 832 and encodes 270 amino acids. Gene Ontology annotation, cellular component: nucleus.